This is a messenger RNA of Bolinopsis microptera, 916 nucleotides long. RefSeq lists its product as uncharacterized. The coding region runs from base 29 to 331 and encodes 100 amino acids. Lineage: Eukaryota; Metazoa; Ctenophora; Tentaculata; Lobata; Bolinopsidae. The transcript has 4 exons. The record is from RefSeq and is a predicted model, not a curated record.
GGCUUCAAGGGUGCUUGCAUCACGAUUAAUGUCCAGCGUUAGAGGUGCUCAAAGAUCUUUCAUGAGAAGGUUUCACAAUGGACCUCCUCGAAAUCCUGAUGGUGAGAAUCCCUGGCCAUAUGUUCAACAGAAACUGUUCUUUGCAUCUGGAUUUGGUGUCUGCUCUUUAAUGCUUGCUAUGGCAUACGCGUCUGAUCUAUUUAAGCCCAAGUUUGGUGAAAUCGAUUGGGACAAGAUUAGAGCUGAGCGUAAUGCUCUAGUAGAUGAAGCAGCGGAACCUGAAGAUGGAGAUGAUGAAGAAGAGGAUGAAGAGGAUGAAGACGACGAAUAAUCUCAAAAUUCUUCAUUCGAAUUAUAGAUGCAUUUCAAAUUAGGAGUCGUUAGGCUUAUUGUGGUAUAAUUGUUAUAACACUAAAGACCAUCUUGUAUAUAAUAUUUAAAGUAAAUACUAUUAAAAGUUGCCAGUUUUAAUUGUAUUAUUCCUAACGUUGGAUUGAUACUGCCUGCUUUCAAUUUUCCUUUUCUUGAUCAGUUUUUGAAACAGUAAUUUAUUUAUUUCUUUGAUUGAGAACGUUCUUUGUUUGAAAUGUAUUGAUUUUGUGCCAACAUGGUCAACAUUAUCUCACCAAGUCUUUGCUAGUUCAAAGACAUACCAAACAAUUGAAAUGGAUAUUCCACAUCGUUCGUUAUCAUUAAAAAUAGGUUACGUAUACAGUUUAAUAAGUUUAUAAUAUCAUCUAGUGGCUAAAACGUUCCUUUUCGAAAAUGCAGAACCUCAGUAGCAAUGUUAUAAAUUUAAAUUUCCUGAUCAUGAAAUCAGUUCAGUGAUAGCUCCUAAAGUUAUAUCAAUGUUUACUGUUUAUGUUUUGUUUCUAUCAUGCAGUGGUCAUAGUUUUGUACUGAAAAACCAUCUGAA